Aureobasidium subglaciale EXF-2481 is the source of this 594-nucleotide messenger RNA. RefSeq lists its product as uncharacterized. The record is from RefSeq and is a predicted model, not a curated record. The transcript has a single exon. The coding region runs from base 191 to 526 and encodes 111 amino acids. Lineage: Eukaryota; Fungi; Ascomycota; Dothideomycetes; Dothideales; Saccotheciaceae.
AUCUCGAUGGUAUCGCAUAAAAGUUUGAUAAGUACCGUGCCUUGAGGCAGCUGCAAAGAGUGUGAUCGUGUUUUGCGCACGGGAGGGAGAGAAGGCGCUUCUCGAAGUGUUCGCCGUUGAUGUAUUGCCUUUGUCAAGCAUCGACAGGUCUCACGGUCAGUAAAUAUCCCAGCCGGCAAGGUCAAGGUCAAUGUCAAAGAUUGGUCGGGCGACAGUCACUAAGAAGGCACGGCAUGACUUUGAGAUUGUUUUGGCCACAAGGAGGUUGUCUCAUGGUCAAAGAGCAUGGACGCUAUUGACUGCGGAGACUCCGACCGUUGACAUGUGGAGGUGUUCAGCACAGCUCCACAUUUUCGAGUCCACCCCGAGACGUUUCACCCCGAGCUAUUCCCGCAGCAAGUCAGCAAUAGAAAGGCAGAUUCAUCUCACGUUUGUAGCUGAAGCUAGCAAAAGAAGAGGGAAAUGGUCAAAGAGAGGCUUUCCAUUGAAUUGGCGUCUUGAAAAAGCAGCCGAAUUUGGCAAUUAGCCAGGAAAGAAUGAAGUCCUUCUCGUUCCUGAACAUCAUAAUCGUAAAAGGUAUAUGUUGAGCGAAAG